AUGGCCCAGGAAAAUGAUGAACAUAACACCGAAUCUAGAGCAACAGAUGUGAAAAACAACUCUAGGGAAUUUCCAAAGCCAGUUGAUUCAAGCGAAGAUGACUUUGUUGUGAAGUUUAAGGGUGAAGUUAUUAGUUUGAGAAAUAUUUCCAAACUUCUCCAUCAGCAAAACAUCACUCUACCAAACGAAAAGGAGUUUUUCAGAGUAAUACUUCAACAGAAGAAUUCCACAGCACAGUCAUGUAGAGGCAGAUGUUAUGUUGGAGAAAGACAACAGUGUAAGAAAUGUUAUUGUGAUAAGGUUUGCGAAACAUUUGGGGACUGUUGCUUUGAUUUUUACUCGAGGUGUCGUAAAAUUUCAAGUUCUUUCUUUCCGGCGAACGUAGAAUGUGGGAAAGUUGGCAGUUCAUCUUGGUCAUGUGGAAUAGUCAUGAGAUCUACAUGUGAUUCACGUGUCAGUGCGAGUACAAAAGACUGUCAUCGUAUCCAAAGGUUGAAUUUCACGCCAUAUAAAGAACUACCAGUGUAUAGCUGGAAACACAAUCUAACUUACAGAAGCAUUGCCUGUGCGAGGUGUAACAAAGAAAAAAACACGUCGUUUUGGGGUCUCGACAUCUCAUGUAAAUUUACCUCCGGAAAAGGACCUGAUCCAAACAUCACCAUUAUUAAGAAGUUUCUGAAGGGACACAGCGACUGCUCAUGGAAAUAUUCACCAACGCAAGCCAUUGAAAAGUACCAACAGUUUUGUGUCAUUCAUGAUUCAUCAUGUUCUUCUAAAGAGCUGAGAAUGCCAUCUGCAGUCAGACAAUUGUGUGCGCUGUACGCCAUGACUUUUACAGUUGAGAAUGGACAAGGACGGCGCGAGUAUAGAAAUCCCCAUUGUGCAUUUUGUAAUACCGAGGGAAGACUGAAUACCGCUGAAAAACCAAUACCUCCGAUAGUGCCUCCAUUGAACAUCCUUCUAGACGUAAGCAAAAAUAUAGAGGAACCAGCUGCACCAAAACCUGUUCAUCCAACAAACCCAGCUGAGACUCGAACAGUGAGCCAUAAUAUUUCACUACAGGUUCUUAACUGCAGCUUAAAAUUGGAUAAUUGUACAGUUAUCUUUAGAAAUAAAACAUGUCGGGUCUUCUAUCCUGUGAAAAACCAAUCAAAUCAAACGAUAUAUCCUUGGAACAAAAGUUUCACGAUGGUGACGAAUCAAUCUUCGUACGACGAAACUAAUUUUCAUAUUUUGUGUCCAGAUCAUCCGACCAGAAAGAAUGAAUGGUACAGCGAAAGUUCAGCUCUCUUCCUCAUCACAUUUACUGGCAUGCUUUUUUCCAUAUUCUCGCUCUGUUUGCUACUCAUAGUCUACGUAUCCUUCAAGGACCUUAAAAACCUUCCCGGACGAUGUGUCAUCAGUCUCUCUGCCGCGUUGCUGUUAUAUCAAAUAACAUUUCUCAGUGCUAAAAAAUCAACAGAGGUUGAUGUUCUUUGCAAAGCAGUCGCCAUUUUACUCCACUUUUUUAUUCUCUCUACAUUUGCAUGGAUGAGUAUUAUGGCCUUUGAUGCGGCAAAUACGUUUUCCAUCAAAGUGACUGUCAGGAGAAGACAACCAUCAGACACAAGAAAAAUCUUCAUCAAAUAUUGCAUAGUGGGAUGGGGACUUCCUGCAGUAAUCGUUGGUUUAUGUUCUGUGCUGGACCACACCGGAACCUUCCAUAUCGGAUACGGAAAUUUGGUUUAUUGCUGGAUAUCCGAUUCAAAAGCGUUGACUUUUGCUAUGGUUAUUCCUGUUAGCGCCACCUUGGUUUUCAAUAUAGUAUGCUUCACCAAAAACAUUUAUGUCAUUCAUCACUUGCAGAUGGUAUUCAUGAUGACCAGCAUAAUUUCAUGGGGAACUGACGAAUUUCUGGGUGUAACUCGCGAUAAAAAAAGGGUAAUUUAG
Molecule: messenger RNA, 1929 nt
Organism: Pocillopora damicornis (cauliflower coral)
Lineage: Eukaryota; Metazoa; Cnidaria; Anthozoa; Scleractinia; Pocilloporidae
Biological process (GO): cell surface receptor signaling pathway; G protein-coupled receptor signaling pathway
Cellular component (GO): membrane
Molecular function (GO): G protein-coupled receptor activity
Source: RefSeq, a predicted model, not a curated record